Messenger RNA from Tachyglossus aculeatus (Australian echidna), 1104 nucleotides. Its product is annotated as 40S ribosomal protein S3a-like. Gene Ontology annotation, cellular component: cytosol; ribosome. Gene Ontology annotation, molecular function: structural constituent of ribosome. Gene Ontology annotation, biological process: translation. The record is from RefSeq and is a predicted model, not a curated record. The coding region runs from base 30 to 824 and encodes 264 amino acids. The transcript is spliced from 6 exons. NCBI's taxonomy places the organism in Eukaryota, Metazoa, Chordata, Mammalia, Monotremata, Tachyglossidae.
CCGCUCUCUUUUCGCUCCCGGCCGGCGUCAUGGCGGUGGGCAAAAAUAAGCGGCUGACCAAAGGCGGCAAGAAAGGCGCCAAAAAGAAGGUGGUGGAUCCCUUCUCCAAGAAGGACUGGUACGAUGUCAAGGCCCCGGCUAUGUUCAACAUCCGCAACAUCGGGAAGACCCUGGUCACCAGGACGCAAGGAACCAAGAUCGCGUCCGACGGCCUCAAGGGCCGGGUGUUUGAGGUGAGUCUGGCCGAUCUGCAGAACGACGAGGUGGCCUUCCGCAAGUUCAAGCUCAUCACUGAGGACAUCCAGGGCAAGAACUGCCUGACCAACUUCCACGGGAUGGACCUGACCCGCGACAAGAUGUGCUCCAUGGUCAAGAAGUGGCAGACAAUGAUCGAAGCUCACGUGGACAUCAAGACGACAGACGGCUACCUGCUGCGCCUCUUCUGCGUGGGCUUCACCAAGAAGCGCAACAACCAGAUCCGCAAGACGUCGUACGCCCAGCACCAGCAGGUACGCCAGAUCCGCAAGAAGAUGACGGAGAUCAUGACCCGCGAGGUGCAGACCAACGACCUCAAGGAAGUCGUCAACAAGCUGAUCCCGGACAGCAUCGGCAAAGACAUCGAGAAGGCCUGCCAAUCCAUCUACCCCCUCCACGACGUCUUCGUGCGCAAAGUCAAGAUGCUGAAGAAGCCCAAAUUCGAGCUGGGGAAGCUCAUGGAGUUGCACGGGGAAGGCAGCGGAUCCAGCAAACCGUCUGGGGACGAGACGGGAGCCAAGGUGGAGCGCGCCGACGGCUAUGAGCCGCCCGUCCAGGAGUCCGUCUGAGGCCGGGACCUCGAGUGGCCAGGGAAGGAACAGUGUCACAGCUCCGGGCUGCCUUGCCUGGUCCGAUUCCUGCGACAUGUCUGGCCGGUCUCCGUGGAGCCCCAGUUGGCUGAGAAUUAGGCUCAGGGAGUCUUCCCCGAGCUGGCGGCCAACUUCCCAUCAUAGCCAAGAUGGCAACCAAACUGGAGAUCCCCUUCCCCUGCCCUUUGAGUUGCCCUUGACCUUUUACCGCAAGGAGAACAGAAAAUAUUUAUGAAGAAACAAGCCUUUAAAAAAGUUG